GAAGCAUGUGAUGUUUCCAUAUCGGAUCUUGCAAAAAGAGGAUUGGCGGUUUUAACAUAUACAUCGCUGAUAUACUGUUCCUGAGUUGCAUAGCGUGCAGACAGCAUCGGCCUUGGGGAAGCAGCUACCAAAAUGCAUUUAACUGGAUGGAUUGUGUUAGUUUCCUUAUACUCUUGUCUGGUGCUGACUCAUGCUCGACCUCAGCUCAGAUCGUUCCAGCAAAAGAAAGAUCGACCCAUCAUAGGAAUACUGGCCCAGGACACAUUCGGGUACAUGAAGAAGAACUUUGGUCCAACAUACAUUGCUGCUUCUUACGUCAAGUACAUAGAGUCUGCGGGAGGCAGAGUUGUACCAAUAAGAAACAACCUGACUGAGGAGCAAGUGGAAGAGCUCUUUCAUUCUAUAAAUGGUGUCUUACUUCCUGGAGGUUCUGCAAAUAUCUAUGGUUCCCCUUAUGAAAGAACAGCCAAAAUACUUUUCAAUCUUGCUGUGAAGGCAAAUGAUGCUGGUGAUGUGUUUCCACUCUGGGGAACAUGUAAUGGAUUCGAGUUGCUCAUGAGUCUUGGCGCUGGCGGUGAAAACGUAACAUCAUCAGUGGAUGCUGAAGAUUACAGCGUUCCUUUAAACCUCAGUCUAGGUUAUGGGUCUAGCAGACUCCUUGGAUCUGCCUCUGAACAGAUAAUAACCUACCUGAAAACCCUGGAUGUUACUUAUAACCAUCAUCGUAACUGUAUUUCCUCUGAUACAUACAACAGUAAUGAGAAGCUUCACAAGUUUUACAAGCGUUUGUCAACCAACAGAGACAAAGAAGGAAAGAAAGAAUAUGUUUCAACCAUUGAAGCGUAUGAUUACCCAUUCUAUGCUGUUCAGUGGCAUCCCGAGAAGAAUUCUUUCGAAUGGACAACUGCGGAAGCUAUAAAUCAUUCCAAAGAAGCGGUGUUGGUAACGCAGUACAUGGCGGAUUUCUUUGUCGAUCAAGCUCGUCUUAGUGGACAUAGCUUCCCAAGCCAUGAAGAAGAAGAAGAUGCAUUGAUUUAUAAGUACCCUGUAGUCUACUGCGAUGUACAAAUAACAAACUUCGAACAGUGCUACUUCUUCUAGAGGCUUGCACGCGGAAAAAGGAUUGGUUAUUCAUGAAAUUUUGCAGAAUUUUCGCCUGAAACUUCAAACGAUUCUCUUGUUUUUAAAAUUUGACUGACUUCAAAAAAUAACUAACAAUUAAACUAAGUUAGGAUGUAAGCUUGUGUAGCAAGAGAGUUUGUGCCUGCUUCACACUUCAAGGUCCAAACUGCAGAAUCUCGUCCGAGUGAUCUGUACUUCGGGCCGUCACGUAAUCAUCCUCACCUUGUAACCUUGCGUGACCUUGCGUGACGACCCCUAAAAAGCACUCGCUGAACCAUUAAGUCAUCACAAAAAAAGAUUUGCUGGGCAGCAAAUUUUCCUAGCUGAAUGAAAGAAAACUCUCUUGAUCGUCGGUAGAGUAAAGUGGUCUAUGGUCGAAAUUGUAUCUUCUAUAAACAACUUUGGUGUCACUCUUUCCCUCGUCGGUUUUAAUUCUUUUUUAUAAGGUUCAAGUUCCCGGUGCAAGGCGAUUAUCUACGAUAUUACGGUCGAUUGAACCCUACCCCCACAGGGGGGAGUGGUAAUGUUUAUAAAUGGCAGCUCAGUUGUAGGAGGGGUUAUUUCAUAGUAUCAGUGUAAUGUUAAUUACUUACAGUAUUGCUACAAUAAUUUCAAAUAUAAGAUUAGGAGGGGGGGGGGGAAGAAAUUUUUUUGUGAUUGUAUAUAAUGUCAGCGUUUAUGGUGGAAAUAUGUCACAAGUUAGAUCUACUUUUUGUACUUAAAGCAUUUAUUCCCGAUUUCCAUUUAAUAUUUUUUCAAGUCUUUUAUUUUAGAAUUCUUACGGAGUUUUAUAAUGGCUGCAUUGCUCAUUCAGUUUCUACCGCGAUAAUAAAAUUCAUGUUAACAAUUGUAAAACAAAUGUAUUUUUACAUGCAUAACCUUUUCAUUUUAUGGGGUUUAAAUAAUAAAGUAAAUCACAAAUGCCA
Molecule: messenger RNA, 2048 nt
Organism: Orbicella faveolata
Lineage: Eukaryota; Metazoa; Cnidaria; Anthozoa; Scleractinia; Merulinidae
Product: gamma-glutamyl hydrolase-like
Biological process (GO): tetrahydrofolylpolyglutamate metabolic process
Cellular component (GO): vacuole
Molecular function (GO): gamma-glutamyl-peptidase activity
Source: RefSeq, a predicted model, not a curated record